AUGUCAACUACAACUGCUGCAUCAUCAACAUAUGUGGACGAGGAUACUACAUGGAAGUCGUUGAACCUUGAUCCAAGGUUGCUACAAGCUAUUGAUAAGCUAGGGUUUGAGAAUCCUACUCUUAUACAAAGUAGUGCCAUACCCUUAGCUUUAGAAGAAAAACGAGACAUUAUUGCAAAGGCAUCAACAGGUUCUGGUAAAACUGCUGCUUAUGCUUUACCUAUCAUUCAAAACUUGCUUUUAGACAAUCUUGGUCCCGGUAUAAAGUCGGUUGUACUUGUGCCUACGAGAGAAUUAUCAAACCAAGUAUUUCAAUUUAUGGAGCAAUUGAUAAAACACAGUAAUAAGAAGAUUGGUAUUUUGAAUUUAUCAUCUAGUUAUAGUGACCAAGUCUUGAACUCGUUACUAGCGAACAAGCCUGAGAUUAUUAUUUCCACACCAAAUAAAUUGAUUCAGGUUUUGGAAAUGAAUGAUGAAAAAAAGUCCCCGAUUGAUUUAUCCUCAGUGAGAAACUUGACUAUCGAUGAGGUAGAUUUGAUUCUAAGCUUUGGUUACUUGGAAGACUUGGCUAAAUUAGAGUCAUACUUGCCAGUGAAAAAGAACUUGCAAACAUUUUUGAUGUCAGCAACGAUAAAUGAUGAUAUAAACGAGCUCAAGACAAAAUUCUGUACCAGACCUGCGAUUUUGAAAUUGGAUGACGAGCAAAGCAACAAUGACAAGUUAGUCCAAUUUUAUGCAAAAACUACCGAAUUUGACAAAUUUUUAUUGAGUUAUGUUAUCUUCAAGUUGAAUUUAAUCAAGGGUAAAACAAUUGUCUUUGUAAACAAUAUUGACAGAGGUUACAGAUUGAAGUUGUUUUUAGAGCAAUUUGGUAUUAGAUGUUGCAUUUUGAAUAGUGAGUUACCCAUCAAUUCCAGACUACAUAUCGUAGAAGAGUUUAACAAGAAUGUUUACCAUUUGUUAAUCGCAACAGAUGAGAUUUCAGUUGAGAAAGAUGAAGGAGAGAAUGACAAUGAAGAUGGAAAAAGUUCACAAAAAGUAGUGGACAAUCCAAAAGCCAAAAAAUCGAAAAAGGAUAAGGAGUACGGGGUUUCUCGUGGUGUUGACUUUAAAAAUGUUGCUUGUGUGUUGAAUUUUGACCUUCCUACCACCUCAAAAGCAUAUGUGCAUAGAAUAGGAAGAACAGCAAGAGCCGGAAAAUCGGGAAUGGCACUUUCAUUUGUUGUAGCAUCGAAGGAGGUGGGCAAGCACAAGACUGCAACAUUAUCAACUGCCAAAAGAGAUGAGAAAAUUUUGAGUAGAAUUGUUAAGCAGCAAGAAAAGAAUGGGUUUGAAAUUAAGCCAUAUCAGUUUGAUAUGAAACAAGUGGAAGGUUUUAGAUAUCGUGCUGAUGACGCAUUCAGAGCAGUUACGCAAACAGCAAUCAGAGAAGCAAGAGUUAAGGAGUUGAAAAAUGAGUUGAUCAAUUCAGAAAAAUUAAAGAGAUUUUUCCAAGAAAACCCUCAAAAUUUAGCUAGUUUGAGACAUGACAAAGAGUUACACCCUGCAAGAGUCCAAGCACAUUUGAAAAAUCUUCCAGAAUACCUCUUGCCUGAAAGUGCAAGGAGCGAUGUAAAAAACAUAGGUUUUGUUCCUUUCCACAACAAAAACAAGGUGAAUAAAUAUAGAAAGAAGGGAAAACCAAAGAGAAAACAAGAUCCACUAAAAUCAUUCAAGAAGUGA
This is a messenger RNA of Lodderomyces parapsilosis, 1722 nucleotides long. RefSeq names its product ATP-dependent DNA/RNA helicase. Gene Ontology annotation, cellular component: nucleolus. The record is from RefSeq and is a predicted model, not a curated record. The coding region runs from base 1 to 1722 and encodes 573 amino acids. The transcript has a single exon. Lineage: Eukaryota; Fungi; Ascomycota; Pichiomycetes; Serinales; Debaryomycetaceae. Gene Ontology annotation, molecular function: ATP binding; nucleic acid binding; RNA helicase activity.